Molecule: messenger RNA, 2505 nt
Organism: Ornithodoros turicata
Lineage: Eukaryota; Metazoa; Arthropoda; Arachnida; Ixodida; Argasidae
Gene: Plekhm1
Product: pleckstrin homology domain-containing family M member 1-like
Exons: 2
Coding region: 137-2284 (715 amino acids)
Source: RefSeq, a predicted model, not a curated record
CAAAACGCAGUAAAGCAAAGACAGCAAGCUAGCCAGUGGCUAAAAGCCAAAAUCUGUUCGCUGUAUUUGGGUUUGGGGGGUACAAUGAGAGUUGAAGAAAUGUAGUUCUUUUGCUGUGGUCGUUGCUUGUGAGACAAUGGUUACUCUUUGGAAGAAAGCGACAUCACCCGCCGUUGAGGAUGCGGCCCGUGACAUUAUCAUCAAACGUUCUCUCACGAAGCACCUUUCGCAGUAUAUUCGUGAUCUGCAGCAAGAGCUUAUCACCUCAGACGCUGUUGUCUCUGGUGGCGAAAAUGCCUCCAAUGUUUGUUUCUGCCUCGAAGCUAUAUUCAUUCACGGUCUCAAGGAUACUUUCUCGAAGAAAAUGUCAAGUGUGUUCAAGGCAGCUGCGCAGGAAAAGAUUCCAUCUCCCGAUUUCUGGACAUUUGUUAUGGUGUACACACACAGGGACGUGUUGGCACAGAUAAACCAGUUGAGUCAAAUCACAACGGAUAUUGGACGUUGCAGAGCUUGGGUUCGUUUAGCCCUGAAUGAGAACCUGUUCGUAAACUACGUCGAUGCUAUGAUCCGUGAUCCCAAGACGGUGCGUUGCUACUACCGUUCCUCGGCGUACAUGGCUGAUCGCGAACAACCUGACAUUCUGAAACAGUUCCUUGAUGGUCUCACGAAUUUUUCUUUUCGACUUCCUGUCAACUGCAGCAUACUCAACCAUUGGAAUACGACCCCACUUCACCUCGCUGGAAUACAGCGGGCACCGUUGGACCCAGUUAUGCCAGCGAUUGAUGUUGCUGACUUCUUCCACUACGAGACAAGGCAGUCCCGCAGUAAACUGUCUCUGAGUUCCUCAAGAAAAAUAACUGCCUCAGUGGCCAUUCAGGCAGAUGACAUACCACCGGAGGUGAACAUUUCUAUGGCUGGGGAAGGAAGCAACACAGUCGGAGUGCAAUCUGAAAUGUGUGACCAGCACGAGCACACAGCUGAACUGGAGAAAGAAGCAGCACCAGAUGAUCGUCUGUCAACCAUCUCAGAGGGCCAGGUCAGCGUCGGGGCUCCAGGCUCAAUGAGCAGCAUGACAUCGGCUCAGGUUCACGAGCUCAUUGAAAAUCUUAACCUGGAUGUGAAUGAAGGAUCCAAGGUGUCAAUACAUGGAGGUUCCCCAGGCUCUGCUCCAGACUUUGAUACAACUUUUCCAAGUGAGAUGGAGAGGCCUCACGGAAACCUUCUUGAUGCUGGCACAGGAUGGUCUUCACCGUUUGAAGAGGCUGACAGAGAAGAGGACGAUGUUGAUGAAGGCGAAGUGCAGAGCUACGACUCUCUAGUGCUCAACUACACGCAAAACAUCGACCAGAAGUUGAGUUGUACCCCGGAAUUCACAGAUCUCAUCACUUCUGCUAUGAUGAGAAGCAGCAGGACCGGUCAUGUGGAGCAGAGGAAUGACACGCUAGAACACGCUCCUCCGUCGGAAGACUCAUUCGAAGAACUCGACUUCGAGAUAGUCCCCGUCGCUGAAGACGCGGAUGAAGAAACGAAACUCCUUGUGGCCUGUCUCGGUACUAUCCAACAGGAGAAGGGACUCGACCAGCAAGAGUACAAGUGCCGUUCGUGUGCUACCCCUAUCGGCAUGACCUACGGGAGCGCAUCGCUCUGCAACUACGACGGCUACUCUUACUGUUCCGACUGCAUAGGCGAGGUAGAGAACGUCAUACCGGCAAGGAUAAUCCAUAACUGGGACUUCAAGCGUUACAGAGUGUCGCGUAGAGCCAAAGCCUUCCUCGGCAAGGUCGAGAGCGAACCCCUACUCGACCUACGUUCAACUAAUGCUUCGUUGUACUCCGCGGUACCAGAGCUAGCCGCGAUCCAGGUGCUCCGGACGCAGUUAGGGUUCCUUCGGCCGUACCUUCAGACUUGCUCCGAGUCGGUGUGUAGUGAAUUGCGAAGGAUCAUUUGGCCCCGUGAGUACCUCUACGAGCACGUCCACGUUUACGCCACUUUCGACCUGUUGCAAGUUCCGUCCGGGGCCCUACAGCGCACCUUGCAGAGGGCCAUCGCGUUCGCCCGGAAGCACAUCAAGUCCUGUCAUCUGUGCUCCGCGAAGGGUUUCGUCUGCGAAGUUUGCCGCGACCCCGCAGUGAUCUACGCGUUCGAUAUGGACGUCACUCAUCACUGUUCUCUUUGCUUCGCCGUGUAUCACAGAGAGUGCUACGAGACCACGAGCUCUUGUCCGAGAUGCGAGCGAAGAAAGCAGCGAGAGUUGCAGGCCGCGGAUGGGCAGUCUCUUAGUUAGAAAUCACUCGGCAUAAACUCUGAAAGCUAUAUAUCUAUAUAUAUAAUUUCUUUUUAAAUUAUCGCGUAAGAUCUUAAUAUGUGCGCAGAUGCUAUAUCACAAGUGCUACUCACGUGAACCAGAUUACAGGAACACGGCAUCUUAUGGCAUACAUGGAAAGUGCAAUCUAUGGUUCGGUGCCGCCCAGAAAUUGUAUAAUAUAAAUAUAUUUUAUCGAGUGA